GUGGUGGCGAGUGAGGGGUGUUUUUUUCUUUUCCCUUUAGAGCGGGGGUUUGUAAACUGAAGCCAGAGUGUCCCCGUGGGCCGGGCGCACUUUUUUUCUUGCUACAGUGUGCUCCGAACGGCCUGGUGCCUGAGAGGAAACAGUGGAGGCAGCGGGGCAGGUCACCCCGUGCGUCGGCGAUCAUAUUGCCCAGCAGGCGCGCGCCGGGAGAGGCCGGGCGGACGGCGAGCGCGGGGGCUGGGUGAGGCCCCGCGACUCGCGAGGGAGGCGGCGCGAAGCCGAGGCGGCGGUCCUGAAAUCCUGGCAUAAGCGCCCAGUAGCAGAGCGCCCACGGCUGCCGGGCCUCAGAGGCAACGCGCGUUCGGGCGGGCGGCCCCAGGGGCGCGAGCGGCCGGCCCAGAGGCCCCUGCGGCAGUGCGGCCGCGCCGAGGCGCGCUCCCCGCCUGCUCCGGCCGCCUGCCCUCCCGGGGCCGCCCCGAUGAGCUCGUACUUCGUGAACCCGCUGUACUCCAAGUACAAGGCGGCGGCUGCGGCGGCCGCCGCGGCGGGCGAGACCAUCAAUCCCACUUACUACGACUGUCACUUCACGCCGGAGGUCGGCGGCCGCCACGCCGCCGCUGCAGCCGCCGCAGCAGCCGCCGCCCUGCAGCUCUAUGGCAACAGCGCAGCCGGCUUCCCGCACGCGCUCCCGCAGGCGCACGCGCACCCGCAUCCGUCGCCACCACCCGCCCGGCCCGGUUGCGGCGGCGGGGGCGUCCCGGGCCCCGGCCAGGACUACUUCCACCACGGAGGGGGCAUCCCGGCCGCAGCCUACCAGGCCGUCCCCCCGCCUUCUCGGCAUCCUACGCCUCCGCCGCCGCCUCCCCCCUGCGGCGGGAUUGCCUGUCAGGGGGAGCCAGCGAAGUUUUACGGAUACGAUAACUUACAGAGACAGCCGAUUUUUACGACCCAGCAAGAGGCCGAGCUGGUACAAUAUCCUGACUGUAAAUCGUCCAGUGGUAAUAUUGGCGAGGACCCAGACCACUUAAAUCAGAACUCGUCUCCUUCUCAAAUGUUUCCCUGGAUGAGACCACAAGCUCCUGGUAGACGAAGAGGAAGACAAACCUACAGUCGUUUCCAAACCCUAGAAUUGGAAAAGGAAUUCCUCUUUAACCCUUAUCUGACCAGGAAGAGAAGAAUCGAAGUUUCUCACGCCCUAGCCCUGACAGAGAGACAGGUAAAAAUCUGGUUUCAGAACAGGAGAAUGAAAUGGAAAAAGGAGAACAACAAAGAAAAAUUCCCGGUUUCCCGGCAGGAAGCAAAGGAUGGGGAAACCAAAAAGGAAGCCCAAGAGUUGGAGGAAGACAGAGCUGAAGGCCCCACAAAUUAACUUCUACCUUUAAAAUUUUACCACAGACUAUUAAAACUAAUGAUCAACGUAUGCUGGUGGACACCAUUCAUUUUCUUUGUUGGAAAGGACCUUGCCUGUAUUUCAAGCUACCUUCAUGUCACUGCUCUUGAGUUUCUGCGCUUUGAGAGGGAUUUGGGUAUUAAAAAAAAGUUUCUAGUAUUGCGUAGAAGCAGCCCUUGAGCUGUCUAAUGUAAGGGUAAUUUGAUACUGAUCUUGUAGUAAUAUUUUUAUAAUUAUAGUUUUUAACGUCUGAGCUGGUGAUUUGCCUCAACAACAUAAACUUCCUAAUAAUUAGCACUAAAUAAUUGAAUAUAAAAUGCUUUAUUAAACAAGUGCACUUGAACAUUUCAAAUCUUUAUGGUGAGUAAAUUAAAAGAAGUCUAUUAAUUUUUUAAAAAAUUAUGCCUGCAGAAUAUUUACUUUAUAUUUGAUUAAAAUGUAUUAUUUAUGUUUUUUUCGUUCUGCUUUUAUAAUGAAUGGUUCGGGUGCCUUUUGUUUACUCCUUAAAGGUUUCUUUGAGUAUUUUGUAAAUGUAACAUCUCUGGGAAAAGUCUGGGCCAAAUAUUCAAAAAGCACAUGUUAGCUGAAGGGUGUAAUGUGUAGUCCUGGCUCUACAGCUUCUUUAAACUUGGGGAAAAUGUUGGGCCAGUGACAAAAAUUUCAGGAAAAUGUCAAAGUUGACAUUUAAUAAUUUUUCUAUAGUCUACACAAAUUAUGGCAAGUUAAUCAUUUAGAAUGAAUGAAUACUUGAAAAGCCUAUUAUAACAUUUUCAUUCAUUAACUUUUCACUCUGGCCAGUCGCCUUAUGGAAUGCCUCUCGUUUCUCAACUUGCUUUCAUUUUGAAACGCGCUUGAUAUCUCCUGAAAUCUCUAGGUCUCUAUUCUGUGGCCUCCACUGUGAUUCUGUUUUUUUUGACUAGAUGCCAUAUUUAUUUGUAUUCCCUUUGCUCUGUUUGCACGUCCAUCUUGAACCAACUUGCUUACGCGUCUCAUAUGUCGGUUGGUACGUCCUUUGCUGUUCUCCUGGAUGGCCUCACCUAUUUGAAACAAAUCCCGAGACCAUGCAGAAAAAUCUGAGUGUAAACAACCGCUCCAGAACAUAGCUAGCUCCUUAAUAAAUAAAUGAAUUUUUUUUC
Messenger RNA from Manis pentadactyla (Chinese pangolin), 2526 nucleotides. RefSeq names its product homeobox D8 (gene HOXD8). The coding region runs from base 479 to 1369 and encodes 296 amino acids. Gene Ontology annotation, molecular function: DNA-binding transcription factor activity, RNA polymerase II-specific; RNA polymerase II transcription regulatory region sequence-specific DNA binding. Gene Ontology annotation, cellular component: nucleus. The transcript is spliced from 2 exons. The record is from RefSeq and is a predicted model, not a curated record. NCBI's taxonomy places the organism in Eukaryota, Metazoa, Chordata, Mammalia, Pholidota, Manidae. Gene Ontology annotation, biological process: regulation of transcription by RNA polymerase II.